Molecule: messenger RNA, 3121 nt
Organism: Acanthisitta chloris (rifleman)
Lineage: Eukaryota; Metazoa; Chordata; Aves; Passeriformes; Acanthisittidae
Product: brefeldin A-inhibited guanine nucleotide-exchange protein 2-like
Exons: 23
Biological process (GO): regulation of ARF protein signal transduction
Molecular function (GO): guanyl-nucleotide exchange factor activity
Source: RefSeq, a predicted model, not a curated record
AUAAAAAGUGAGCUGGAAAAGCAAAGAGAAGGCACUGCUGCUCCACCGAAGGCAAAUUUCAUUGAAGCGGAUAAGUAUUUCCUGCCAUUCGAGCUGGCCUGCCAGUCCAAGUCUCCUCGCAUUGUCAGCACAUCCCUGGACUGCUUACAGAAACUCAUUGCCUAUGGACAUAUCACCGGCAACGCUCCGGACAGUGGAGCCCCCGGGAAACGGCUGAUUGACCGGAUAGUCGAAACCAUCUGCAACUGCUUUCAGGGCCCUCAAACAGAUGAGGGAGUGCAACUGCAGAUAAUUAAGGCUCUCCUCACUGCAGUAACAUCUCCAUAUAUAGAAAUUCAUGAAGGAACUAUUCUUCAGACUGUCAGAACCUGCUACAACAUCUAUCUGGCCAGUAAAAACCUUAUUAACCAGACAACUGCCAAAGCUACCCUGACACAGAUGUUAAAUGUCAUUUUUACACGAAUGGAAAACCAAGCUGCACACGAAUCCAGAGAAGCAGAAAAACCAAGCCAUCCAAAGCCACAGACCCCUGCAGUGCCAGGAGUGCCCCGAUCCCCCAGGCUGGGGCAGCUGCAGCACAGCUCCCCGGGCAGCGGCCGCACGGAGCUGACCAACGGCGAGCCCGAGGGGGCAGGAGCAGAGGGCAGGCUGGAGCAGGACCUCGCCCCGCCGGCACCAGAGGAAACAACUGAUGGAGGAAAGGAAAUGGUUAAAGGCAUCUUGGAAGAUGUGGUCAAGUCAGCUGUGAAAGUGGCCGAAGAAAAGCAGGUAACAGAGGCAGGCAGGGCUCUGCCUGCAGUGGAGACUGCAGAAACUGUUGUGUCUGGCUCUAGCAGCGAGAACGUGCAGACAAACGGGAUUCCAGAUGAUGGGCAGUCUGUCUCCUCCACGGACAAUCUGGAAGCAGAUGUGUCUGGACAUCAAGCUGCUGCCAGAUUUUCCCACAUUCUACAGAAGGAUGCCUUCCUCGUGUUCAGGUCCUUAUGCAAGCUCUCCAUGAAACCGCUCGGGGAUGGACCUCCAGAUCCCAAGUCCCACGAGCUGCGCUCCAAGGUGGUGUCCCUGCAGCUGCUGCUCUCGGUGCUGCAGAACGCGGGCCCAGUCUUCAGGACACACGAGAUGUUCAUCAAUGCAAUCAAGCAAUACCUCUGUGUAGCACUGUCCAAAAACGGAGUCUCUUCUGUUCCUGACGUGUUUGAGCUCUCUCUCGCCAUCUUUCUCACGCUGCUUUCCAAUUUUAAGACACAUUUAAAAAUGCAGAUUGAGGUGUUCUUCAAAGAGAUCUUCCUGAAUAUUCUAGAGACUUCUUCGAGUUCCUUCGAACACAAAUGGAUGGUGAUCCAGACUUUAACUAGGAUUUGUGCAGAUGCCCAGUGUGUGGUGGACAUCUACGUCAACUACGACUGUGACUUAAACGCUGCCAACAUAUUCGAGCGCCUGGUGAACGAUUUGUCCAAAAUCGCCCAGGGACGCAGUGGGCACGAGCUGGGCAUGACUCCUCUGCAGGAACUAAGCUUGAGGAAAAAAGGACUUGAAUGUUUGGUUUCUAUUUUAAAAUGUAUGGUGGAAUGGAGCAAAGACCUUUAUGUGAACCCCAACCAUCAGAGUGGCUUGGGUUCAUAUAAACCAUCUGAGCAGGAGAUGGCUGAAGGUAAAUGUCUGGAGAGUGGAGGAAGAAGGAGUAGUGUCAGUUCCUUGGACUCCACUGUGUCAUCGGGAGUCGGAAGCGUGGGUACCCAGACUGCUGUCCCAGAUGAUCCAGAGCAAUUUGAAGUCAUCAAGCAACAAAAGGAAAUAAUUGAGCAUGGGAUAGAACUGUUUAAUAAGAAGCCGAAGAGAGGCAUACAGUAUCUGCAGGAGCAGGGAAUGCUUGGCACGACAGCAGAGGACCUGGCACAGUUUUUGCACCAAGAGGAACGGCUCUGUUUUACUCAAGUAGGGGAGUUUCUUGGGGAAAGCAACAAGUUUAACAAGGAGGUGAUGUAUGCCUAUGUAGACCAGCUUGAUUUCUGUGGAAAAGACUUUGUCUCUGCUCUGCGUAUAUUUCUGGAAGGUUUCCGUCUGCCAGGGGAAGCCCAGAAGAUUGACAGAUUAAUGGAGAAGUUUGCUGCUAGAUAUAUUGAGUGCAACCAACGGCAAACACUCUUUGCCAGCGCUGACACUGCCUAUGUUCUGGCAUACUCCAUUAUCAUGCUGACCACAGACUUGCACAGUCCACAGGUGAAAAAUAAAAUGACAAAGGAGCAGUACAUUAAAAUGAAUAGAGGAAUCAAUGACAGCAAAGACCUCCCAGUGGAGUAUUUAUCCACAAUCUAUGAAGAAAUAGAAGGAAAGAAAAUCGCCAUGAAAGAGACAAAAGAAUAUGCAAUUACAACCAAGAGUAGUAAACCAAGUGUAGCCAGCGAGAAGCAGAGGAGGUUGUUGUACAACCUGGAGAUGGAGCAGAUGGCGAAGACAGCCAAAGCCCUGAUGGAGGCAGUGAGCCACGCCAAGGCGCCGUUCACCAGCGCCACUCACCUGGAUCACGUCAGGCCCAUGUUCAAGCUUGUAUGGACCCCACUGCUGGCAGCUUACAGCGUUGGCUUGCAGAACUGUGAUGACACAGAAGUGGCCUCCCUGUGUUUGGAAGGAAUACGCUGUGCGGUUAGGAUAGCCUGUAUCUUUGGAAUGCAGCUAGAACGAGAUGCUUAUGUACAGGCCCUUGCCCGUUUUUCCUUGCUGACUGCCAGUUCCAGCAUCACAGAAAUGAAGCAGAAGAACAUCGACACCAUUAAGACACUCAUUACAGUUGCUCACACAGAUGGCAACUAUCUUGGGAAUUCCUGGCAUGAGAUCCUGAAGUGUAUUAGCCAGCUGGAGCUGGCACAGCUCAUAGGAACCGGCGUGAAGACUCGGUACCUGUCCGGCUCUGGGCGCGAGAGGGAAGGCAGCACCAAGGGCUAUGUCUCUGCAGGGGAGGAGUUCAUGGGCCUGGGGCUAGGGACCCUGGUGGGGAGUGGGGCUGACAGACGGCACAUGGUGAGCAUUCAGGAGUCCGUGGGGGAGACCAGCUCGCAGAGUGUGGUGGUGGCAGUGGACAGGAUAUUCACGGGCUCCACCAGGCUGGACGGGAACGCCAUAG